Molecule: messenger RNA, 333 nt
Organism: Trypanosoma theileri
Lineage: Eukaryota; Euglenozoa; Kinetoplastea; Trypanosomatida; Trypanosomatidae
Exons: 1
Coding region: 1-333 (110 amino acids)
Source: RefSeq, a predicted model, not a curated record
AUGGAUCACCAAACCACGACACUUCAUUCAUCAUCUUUAGAAGCCCCUAGUAGUAACACUGCCGGUGUUAUGGCAGAAAAAACAUCAAUACCACCAGCACAACAACAACAACAACAAUCAUCAUCAUCAAUAAUACCAGAGACAUCCACAUUAUCAUCAGAGAUGCGUAUAGAGGUUCUACAACGAACAUUGAAUUUAUUAAGACAGGAGGUACUUAUACCAUACUAUGAACCAGUUGAGCGUCUUCGUGUGACAAAUAAUCGAGCAGUGUGUGUACAAGAUCUUGUGAAGGCACUUGACACGGCAUCUUUUGAUAGGGGUACCAUUGCAUAA